AUGAUUAAGAAAGUCCUGUUUGGAGCACAACUUGUGACCUACUUAGCAUUAGUCAGCAAUGGAAACUGCAUCGCCGUUCAAAGUGAAAAGUAGCCUGCAAGUGUUCAUUUAAUAGAAACUACCCAAAACAAAUUAGAGGUUGCUGAAAACAUGUUUAGAGGAGUUUAUGGCUUAGAAGGUAAGCCAGCUCCUGAUUCAAAUAUCAGAUAAUUUAUCCUCAGCUAUAUACUCCCUCCUGCCACUUACGAAAACAUGAUAACCUUUGAUGACUCUACACAGCAAGUCAAACCAGUUGAACUUAUGACAAAUACGAAUCAAGAGUGCAAAUUCUAUGCAACCUCUUCAAAGUCAUUCGCUUCUUAUUCAAGUUCAUCAGUAAACAGUCAGUCAAAUGCAUGGUCGGUUGGCUAUGAAAAUGAGGUUACUGUUUCUGCUGAAGUCGGAGUUGGUGAAGAAGGAAAGGUCUCUGCUGAGACGACAGUAAAAAAUGGAUUCAACUUUGCAGUCAGUGAUGAACUAUCUUAGGAAUAUUAAUUUGCAUCAACUUCAAACACUUACACAAUGAAUCAAGUCGCUGUUGCGAAGAUGUUUUCAAUGACUUGGGAUAUUUAGCAUCCUUUCUAACUUGCGCCAACAUUCGCUUCAGCCUUGUAGUCUUUGGGACAAAAUUAGGCUUCUACAAUUUAAGACACCUAUAAUUUGGUGAACACCUUUGGAACCCAUUUUUAUAGUUCCGCAGUGGUAGGGGCAAGAGCUGAAGUUCAACUCUUCUCUGAUGGUUCUUCAACUCAAGAAUCAUUUAACCAAGAGGCAACAAAGACAUUCCAAGGAGGAGUCACUUUAAUGAAUCUUGGAUUGAGUUACACUAGCUCAAGUUCUUCGCAAUCUUCGACCUCAGGAAACGUAACUGGCUCAAAGAUGACAUAUUCUCUCAAUACAGAUGGAUGCACAAAAUCAUCAUGUGGAACAAUCCAACGAUGCGAUGCUACCAAGCCAAAGAUCAUUUAGUAUACCUUAUAGGGGGUAUGGGAACUCAGCAGCAAAUUCCCUUAGUAUAGCGCUGCCUUCUAAAAAAUUAAGUUUUUCUACGAUUAGGCUUAAUUAAAGGGAAUGGAAUGUAGAUAAAAUUACUGUAAUGGCCAUGGAAUUUGCCCACCAACCGGAGGGUUUAAUAUGAAUCAACUUUUCAAUGGUGUUGUAUAUCAGAAAUGUGUUUGUGAUUAAGGGUUCAUUGGCUCUACUUGCAAGCAAGUUGAGGUUCCUUUCCUACCAGUUACUCUCAAUUAAUGCAAAUAAUGUGCUUCUGGAAAUAACGGAGGUAGUUGUCCUAGUGGAGUCUACACAAAGAAUGGUGGCAUAGUCAUUGGCGAUGGUUGGUCAGAUUUCCAUAGAUCAUUCAAUGGAGUUUGUCAGGGCUCACUUACUAGUUCAGGAGGAUCGGCUGCGCUUUGUUGUCAGGAGGAUAAUGGCUAUUCAAACAUCGGGGAGUGCAGAUAAUGUUCUUCUUGUGGAGGAGACUACCCUUACUAUGGAGGACAUGUGAAUAGGUUCGACACCUGGUCAUAUUAUUGGUGGAACUCUUACACUUUUGGUGGUCAGUGCAGUGGGAGCAUAGCAGACAGAGCUGCAGAAAUCUCUGACGGAAGACACGGAAUAAGUCUGUGUUGUAAAAGCUAACCCAUUUGCCAAUGGUGCACUACUUGUGGAGGUAAGUACCCAAAUUCAGAGGGACAAACUUCUGUAAGCAGGGACUGGUAUCUUGCUACUAACACUAAAGGAGAAAAAUGUGGCAAUGAGGGAUUCAGCUAAAACUGGUUCUAAGGAGGAAUCAACUUAUGUUGCAUGCAAUCUACCAAACUCUCUGAAUUUCUUGUUGAACCGGCAGAUCUUCAAGUUCCUUUGACUUCAUCUGGGGAUAGUUACUUCAGGAUUCUACAAGGCCUCUCAAAUCCUACAUUUAGUAAGGGUACGAAGAGGUGUGAUGAUGGAAAGGACUAUGAUGUCCUUACGAUUGCAGCUGGUCCUUCUCAAAGUUCUCCAAGAGUAGCUGGAGGCAUGAUUGUUCCAAGAGAUCUUGCUUGGUCCUCUGCAGAACCUGCCAGUCCAUAAGAUUCUUUCUCUAUCCACAUUGAAGAUUAAACUAACUAUAUGACUAUUGUGGGAUGGGGUUAUUUCCCCCCUAAUCCAAGAUCUCUUUACAGAGGAUAGCUUGACCUCAGCAGAUUCAUCAUAAAGGGGAAUAAUUACUAAGGAUAUUUCAAACAAAUUGUUUGCUAAGGUACUUCCUAUGUUGCAUUUGACCUUCUUCCCAAGUGA
This is a messenger RNA of Stylonychia lemnae, 2316 nucleotides long. Lineage: Eukaryota; Ciliophora; Spirotrichea; Sporadotrichida; Oxytrichidae. The record is from the annotation of a GenBank genome assembly.